This is a messenger RNA of Prunus dulcis (almond), 2278 nucleotides long. RefSeq lists its product as uncharacterized. The coding region runs from base 950 to 2143 and encodes 397 amino acids. The transcript has 4 exons. The record is from RefSeq and is a predicted model, not a curated record. Gene Ontology annotation, biological process: regulation of asymmetric cell division. Lineage: Eukaryota; Viridiplantae; Streptophyta; Magnoliopsida; Rosales; Rosaceae.
UCAUGGGUUUUUUUUUUUUGGUAAUUAAAUGAAUGUCUUAACCAAAAAGGAAGGCAACAUAACCAGAAAAGGUUGACAGAAGAAAUUUGAAUCAUGGUUAUGGGAUGUUCACCUAACCUAAUAGUAACCAAAAUUCACAAAUUCCCAUGUGCCAGGUAGUGCUUAUGUGGGAAUCUUUGAUUGGGGUUGCUAUUAUAGAAGUUUUCAAAUUUAAAAGUUUUCUGCAUUUGUUCCUGGUAAAAACUUUCCAAAUUAUGCCUUUCAUCUCUCAAAUGUAUUUGAUGGAAAGGAGUUUGUGGUCAAACCAAGAGUUUUCAAUCCAAUCUGCAGUUGAGCCGUUUACCUCAGUUUCUUUAUUCCAUCUGUUAUGAGCAUUCACGCUUUGCAGGGCUGAUCCCAUUUUUGCUUGUCAAAGACAGGAAGACUGAAAGAUAUGCUAACCUUGUAAGCCAGAAGUUCUGCUUUUCUCUUAUUUUUCGUUUGAAUAAAAGGUAUUUCGUUUCUAACUUCUAUCUUAAUAAUUUUUGCUUGUUCAUAUAAGCCAUAAAUUUCUCUAGUAUUACGCACCAAAAAGAAUUGGUUUUUCUCUCUUGCUCUGUGUCAGGAGCCCUUUAAUAGUUGCUAUGGUGAGUUUAUGCUUUUUGUUACCGUUUUCCCAAUUCCACCACUUUCCUCAUCGGUUACCAGAAUUUUGUAGAGUUCAAGUUUCUUGACUAAUAUUCAAUGGGAUUUACACAACAUAAGUUGAAUUAAAGAAAGAGCUUCUUAAUUUCUCAAAGUUUGUUUUCCUGAUCUUUAAUUUGCUGAAACAAAACCCUGGCUCUAAAGUAUGCUUCUGUAAAUGCAGGUCACCUUCGGAUCGGAAACAUCAGGAUUGUUUGGAAACCAGUAGAGAAUCUGUUGAAAUGGUGGGGUAUUCUGUUUCAGCUGAACAAGCAGACCCUCCAUAAUGACGUGCACCUGCCAGGCAAAUAGCGAAUCCAUGGAUGACCAUUCAACUGCGGUCUUCAAGCCUGUUUACAAGUCCUUCAAGUUCAAAUGUUCUGAAGCCAUAAAAGGGUUGAAAGUAGAAAAGAAUACCGGUUUGAAAGAUAAUAAUGUAUUCAUUUCCAAUUUGAAAAGUGAAGACAGUGAGGUGGUUCCAAAUCAACAUCCAGAUGAUAGCCGGGAUAUGCAUGCUGUCAGGAACGCCUCGAGAGCAAGUGGUUACAUGGAUUGGAAGGAUUCUGUGGAUGGAAAUGGCCAACAUAUCCCACAUUAUACUUGUACUUGCAGUGACAAGGAGGAGAGUAGGGAAAGAAAGGUUGGCAUGGACAAUGAAUUGCCAGAGCUGGUUGCUUUCCUUCAAGAGAGCAGUAAUUACCAGUGUUUUAAGGACAUUUGCAUUGACAAGGAAGUGCCAUCUCAGGAAAAAUAUUUGGUAGAAAACUGUGAGCUGGACCAUAGUCGUAUCUCUUGCAUACUUGACUCUGAUAUGGACAGCAGCAGUGAAUCAAUUGGAGAAACUGUGGACUCGGAUUCUUCCAUUUCAACUGAGCAUGACUGUGACAAGGACGUAAGCGAGCAGUGUGGUUCCAAGAACUUGAAGAUUGAAGAUGAAAAAUAUUUUGGAGACAGAGAUGAUCAUUCAACCAAGAAGACCGUAUCCGAAACACUGCUUAUAGUUAGACAGGGUCCAAAUAACGCAGUGCUGGCAAACUCAAUGGUAUUAUCCAAAAGUCAGGCAAUUGAUGACAACAGCCGCACAAGCAAGGCCUCUGUACGAAGUGAUCUGGACGAUGCAAGCAGUCUUGGCAAACUCAAUGGUAUAAUCACCAUAGAUGAUGGGAGAGAGGAAGUUACACAAAGUGCAGGGUGCCAUCCUCCGGACAUAGGAAACAUGUUCAGGCCUGAUUCGUCCGAAGACGGGAUGUCAGCAUCUGAACCUUGUUCAGGCCUUUUAGCACUCUCAGGAGGAAUACCAAGUUGCGGUAGCAUAUCUCUUCGGUCAAAUAGCAGCACAACUAGCUCCCAGUCUUUUGCUUUUCCCAUAUUAUCCUCGGAAUGGAAUGGCAGCCCGGCAAGAAUGGGGAAAGCUGACCCGAGACAAUUACAGAGACACCACCGCCAUUGGGUGAUGCGUUUUCUCUGCUGUAAAUUCUGAAUGUCAUAUAUCUACUUCAAUCUUUUUGGCUUGUAAAUUAGUUAAGCUUUAUGCCAUGCCUUACAGAUUAUACACAUGCACAUGUUCUGAUUUAUACAAUAACAUCAUAAUAGUAAUAAAUUUACUUAAAUUUAA